Molecule: messenger RNA, 4873 nt
Organism: Patella vulgata (common limpet)
Lineage: Eukaryota; Metazoa; Mollusca; Gastropoda; Patellidae
Product: tripartite motif-containing protein 2
Exons: 6
Coding region: 63-2039 (658 amino acids)
Molecular function (GO): zinc ion binding
Source: RefSeq, a predicted model, not a curated record
UACAAAAGAAGAAAGGACACCAAUCCAAAUACAAUCCUAAUUGGUUUGUACAUGUAUCAGGUAUGGCUGCUGCACCGAUUAAUGAUGACAGCCUUUUUGAAUGUACAAUCUGUUUGGAAACUUUUGAUGAACCUAAGCUUCUGCCCUGUUUCCACACUUUUUGUAAGAAAUGUUUGACAGCUCACAUCAAAAGGAACAAAAGGAAAGGAAAUGUUUUUCCUUGUCCAAAUUGUCGGACACACGUUAAAGUUCCACCAAAAGAAGCAGACGGAUUUCAGACAAAUUUUUAUGUUAUUGCUGCGAGGUCAUCAGAGGAGCUUUUGAAAUCCCGCCUUUUGGAGAUAAGCACUGUUGUCAGUAACAGUGGCAAAGAUGGUGAAGAUGGCUGUUUAUUUGAACAACCUUGUCCAAAACACCGCAAACAGAAUCAGAUGUUACAGUUUUACUGUUCCAAGUGUGACAUUCCAAUUUGCCUACACUGUAAACUAACUUCACAUGAAGGACACGAUACGAGAGAUUUGGAAGAUAUAUUACACUGUACUAAAGACGAGUUAAAAGAGAAGAGUGAAACGAUUCAAUCAUUUAUUCUAAAAUACAAGGCAGCAAGGGAAUCGGCAGAAGGAAUAGAAAAGAAAAUGGACCAUAAAUUACAGGAAUUGAAAGCUUCGGUUAUUGGAAAUGCAGAACAUCUACAUGAUUUGGUGGAUAACAGGAAAAAGAUUUUAUUGGAUAUGAUUACAAAGAGUCAGAGAAAAGAGACCAAUAAAGUUAUUCAGUACCAGAAAACUUUAGAAAAAAACAACAAACAAAUGAAAGAUUUGGUUGAACAGAUCAACAAGGAACAAAAUAAGCAUGAUGUUCAGACCUUGCUGAAAUUAAAGACAACAGUCAGUGAAAAAAUGAAGACCAUUGAUUCAACUCCACCACAAUUUAACCCUGAUACUAAUGAAGUAACUUAUGAACGAGCAGCAAAUCAGAACGGAAAGGCACGGGAAAUGAUUUCCAAUUUUAUGGGAGAAAUUGUAUCUAAGGAUAUUUCUCAACAACAUGGUGUUUCUAAUGGUGUUAGUAACACAAUAGAUGUCUCAACAAGUGCUUUUCCUUUUUCGAAUAAUCAUAUGGCUCAGUUACCUCCCAUUCCCAUUCAUCCCAGAUUAGUAAGAACCAUUUGGAGUCGAGGCAUGAAUAAAUACAUAAUUAGAUGUAUUAGCACAGAGUCGCAAGGGCGAGUUUGGGUAAAUUUUGAUCCCAUCAAUCCCAAUCUGGAAUUGAUCAACAAGAACGGUGUUACGUUGAAGAAACUAGCCAUUGCUGGGAAGGAUGUGUCAGGAUUGGCACUAUUGCCGGCACCAAGUAACAAAAUGGUAAUUUCUUGCCCGAGUCAAAAGGUUUUGUUUAAUUUGGAGCACAUCUAUGACCCAACUGUUGAACAGUCUCAUCGAUUUCAGUUACCAGAUACUCCAGUAGCAGUUUAUCAGUAUGGUGGUCAAGUUUAUGUGCUGAUUUGGGGUAAAGGUUCAGCAAAAGGUGUAAUGAAUACCGAUAAGAAAACGUGGCUGUUUAGAAAUAACCAAGAAUUAAGAUUGAAGAAACCAAAUGAUUUUAUGGUUACCAAGGAAGGAGGUCUUCUGACAGUUGUUAUUUGUGAUCCUGUUAGUCAACAAGUUAUUAUCAUGCAGGAAAAUCGUGGUACUUUUUAUAUAAAACAUAUCUACAAAGGAGAAGGACUGGAUCAACCAAGGAAUUUUGUACCAAAGGGUUUGACUAUGUCCGUUAAUAAUGAAUUACAUGUCUCGGAUGAAGGCAACAGUUUUAUUCUACAGCUGAAUAUUAAUACUGGCAGGCUGAUCAGCCUAAUACACAUCAGUUCUAUUGGCAUCCGUAAACCAAGAGCUAUACAAUUUUCAAAAGAUGGAAUGUGGGUUGCUGAUUCAUUUGGGGGUUUCUAUUUGAUUCAUUUUCGGAUCUCUUCACUAGAAGAUCAAAGAAGGUUUGCUGCCCAACUUAAUUCAGAUGACAAUUACCCGAUAAUUUUAUAAUUGUCUCAAAUGGUCGACAUUUCCAUUAUUCCUAGGUUAUGAAAUUUCUUAAAUAAUUUGCCAUUUUCAUGCUGUUUAGCAUAAUUUUCACUAUUGUUUGCAGAUGUCAUAAUUCCUAAAUGAUUGAUGGCAUGAAAAUGUCCUUGUCACACAGUAUUGUCAGAGUCCCGGAUAAACAGUGAAUUAUUAAGAAAAUUAAUGCUGAUUCAUUUACAUUUUAUUAUUUGUUGCACUUCCAUCAUUCAAGAUGUCAUAUUAUUGUGCUGUUUUGUAAAGGCAUCAUGAUGAUUUAAGGCUAUAACUCAUUUUUAUAUUCUCAUUUUUAAUGCGGACAUUUAAUGUCAUCACAAUUCACAUUUUACUGGGCACAGGUUUCACAGUACCUUUAAUAAAAACGGUUUUAGAGCUAGCGAGAGCUACCUUGUUACUGGUGGGUGUAUCAUAGAGCUACCUUGUUACUGGUGGGUGUAUCAUAGGCCAAGCUCCCAAGCUUCCCCCCCCCCCCAAUAUAGAAUGUGUAAUAAUAAGAUCACAAUGAUUUAUAUCAAUAUUUGAUAAUAUGCUGUUCUUUAUCCGAAAUUGUCAUUUUUAAUUUAAUUCAUCACAGACAAUCACCUCAAACCACGAAACAGAAAAUAAUCUAGAGUGCCGAUAGUAGGACUUGAGCAAAUUCAAAUUCAGAACAGGAUUCCAUGCAACAAAGUUUAUAUAUUUUUAUAUGGUUUUGGAUACACCUGUUUACUGGACAGCUUUUGUUUGUCAGUGAAUUUUAUCAUUGUUCAAUGAGGGCUCAUUGAAUAUGCUAGGACAUGCAUGCGUAAUUACUGAUUGAUACCUUGUUGAGUCCUUGGUCCACCAAAAAUCAGUAGGAAGCAUUGUGCAAGUAAACCUGUUUGAGGAGCCUAGAGGUUAGAUGGCAUCAUACAAAUGUCCUACAAUUGAAUUUCUGAAAUUUCCAUUAAUUACGUUUACUAGAGUUAUGGCCCUUGUUUCACUUUGUUGGACCUUGUGAAAGCUUGAACAACAAAAGUUAUCAUACAGUCUGUAUGAAAUUUAUUUGCAUCAUUUAGAUUAUUGAAACAAAAAAACCUAUUGAAUUUCCGUUAAUUUCUUCUAAAGUUAUGACCCUUGUUUAAAGUGUUGAACCUUGUUAAUGCUCGAUUGACAAAGUUGUCAUCCAAUCUGUACGAAAUUUAUAUGUAUCAUUUAAAUUAGUGAAACGAAGAAGCCAAUUGAAUUUCAGCAAUUUCCUUUAAUUACUUCUGGCGCUUGUUUUACUUUGUUGGACCUUGUGCAUGCUUGAACAACAAAAGUUAUCAUUCGAUCUGUAUGAAAAUUAUAUGCAUCAUUUGAAUUAGUGAAACUAUUAAAAUGGUUCUGUUUGCCCGUCACACUUUUUGAGACACAAUGACUCUCCUUCUAAUUGAGGUAGAAUGUUUGAAUUUGGUAUCAUUUAAUCUUGUGUAUUUCUCAUUGAUUUCUUCAACAUUCAUUCAAUAUCUAAUUUGUACUUAUGUCCAGUUUAAAGCUGACCAUUCAAUAUAGAUAAUAAGCGUGCAAUUUACAACUGUUUAAUUUCUCGAUCACUGUUCAAAAAUAAACAACUCAAUUGACUAUUGCUGUAUAAUGAUUACUUUCUAAACAGUGAUCAGGAAAUAAAAUGCAAUAUUACCAAUGUGGUAGGACAGCAGGUUUUUUUUUUGAUAUAAAAUUGAUAUUUUACCUUUUGUAUUUUGGAUAUACACCUGAGAUUUAUUAUAGUAAUAUCAACAUUUAGAUAUACUUUGUGCAUCUUCAAUACCUGGUUCUUUCUAUCUUUUCAUCCUUUUCCGACCUGCCUUGCAAAAAAUAUAUACUGAGUGCCAUGGAAAACGCAUCACUUAGCUUUUCAUAUAACAAAAUGAUCCUGUAAACAUAUCUUAUUUAUUUUGCUUCUUAUUGUGAACAAUAUUCAAAUGGGAACACAUCAAUAACAAAACAUUUGUACACUUAUGGAUGUUUAAUCUGUAAUCAAGGGUACAAAAUCAGAGGGGUCAAAACCAAAAGUACGACACAGAUGUCAGUAGCGCAUGUGUCCUCCACGGGCCAUCAUCACGGUAGGCUACAGCAUUAACGCGACCCCUGCAAAUGUUUAGGGCGGUCCGGUGAUGAAAUGUGAAGCCUCCCCACACCCGGAUGUAGCGGUCUUGAGCCUGGGUUGUAACGUGUUGUGGACCAGGACGUUGACGGUCACGUGUUGAUCCAGUAACUCGAACACGUUCCACCAACCUUACAAUAGUGGACUGAUGACAAUUGAAGUGUCUGGCAAUAGCACGUGUAGACAUGCCAGUCCUGGACAUUCCCAUGGCUUCAUUCCGUUGAUUUUCAGUAAGUCUUGGCAUCUCUAGCUCAAUUCCUUCACACGUCCAAGAAAAAAUUACGACAGAUUGACGUUUCACAGUUCAUGUACUGCACAUUAAGUUGAAAACAUGCUUUUAAAGGGCUCACACACAAUGCUGCACGUGAAUAUUGGGUUUUUCAUGUGCAUCCCGUGCAAUUUUUUUUUUGCUCACAGGUCGAUAUUUUUUGCGUUUGGGAGCAUUGUGUGAAACAAUAGUUCAUAGUAUUGCAUAAUAUUAUACACACAAAACCACCUAGUAAUAAAAUAUUUGGGAAAAAAAAAGUGAUGCGUUUUCCAUGGCGCUCAGUAUAUGUAAAACAAGACAUUGAAUUGGUCUGUCUGGCCGAAGUGAAGUGCUCAUCACGGUAAAAACGUGAAAAAAUUCCAUGCUGUUGAUUUUGAAAUUACCAAAAUUGUAUUUUAUAUUUUUUAAUAAAUAUAGUUUAACAUGUUA